Xyrichtys novacula (pearly razorfish) is the source of this 8141-nucleotide messenger RNA. The record is from the annotation of a GenBank genome assembly. Lineage: Eukaryota; Metazoa; Chordata; Actinopteri; Labriformes; Labridae.
AUGCGCUCCUUAGCGGGACUGGCUGCCAUUGUGGCCGCAGCAACUGUUUACCUCUACCUGCUGUCGACUCAUCUUCCCCGGGGACCCGAGCACUUCCAGCCGGGCUCCGAGGAGGAGGACGAGGGAGCCCAUGAGUACAGGUAAGGGCGCUGAGAUAAAGCAAUUCACCUUCUAAAAAUAGAAAAUAGAGUACAAACUUUACCUGAUGUCUUGGUGUGCAGAUAUGAUUUUUUUUCUGUCAAUCAGGUGGUUAAAUCAAGUAAGUUUUGAAGAUACCAAAUUAAGACCACCCCAGAGAAAAAAGUCUAAAUCUACUUCAUUAUUGAUGCCAAAGAUUUCAGAUAUGAGCUAAAGUAAGUUUGAAUACAACUGAGUAUAGUUUUCUCAAUAGCCUUGGAAGUACUUGAUCACCAAUCCUUUAUAUCCUUUUCGUUUUAACUACUUUUCUUGUUGCUUAUAUUUAACCCCUGUAGAUCUUAUUUUAGUAUAGGUGAAAAAUGUAUUUUCUUUCUCAAAAUUAAAAUGAAAAGUCACCCAAAACUUAUGCUGUAUCUGUUAGGACCCAAGGAAAAAAUGUGUUGAUGCAAAUGUUUAUUUAAUGUGUUAUUUUCACAACUUUACAACUUUAUUUUUGGUACAUUCAGGCUGUUCAACACACCUUUUCAUGCUCAGCCACGGAGGUACAAUUUGGCUUUUAUUUGAUCAAGAUCACUUUUACACUUCAGUAUGGUUACUCUGAUGUUAGUAAAGUAAGACAUCUCCUAACACUAUUUGCAAUGACGCAUUAGUUUGUGGUACAUCGGUUAUGUAGUAAGGUUAACAUCAAGUGACUAAACUUAAUUACUCACUGCCAUGUUUGAUAAACCAGCCUCCAGUCUGCGUCCCCCAAAGUAAGUAUGAAUGAAUAAAUGAAUUAUUAUUGUUUUCUGUUUUGCUCCCCUUGAUUUUUAAUUUCUAACAUUUUUUAAAAACCUCACAAACUGGUAAAAAAAAAGGAAAAACUGUGUUGUUGUGAUGGCUCGUACUGUAGCUGUUCAAUGUUUCACGUAGCACAUUAUUCAUAUUAGUAUAAUAUUUGUAGUUUUAAUUUUUGUACACAGUGAGUUAAGACAACUAGGGUCAAAAUUCUUGACAAUACACAUGCCUGGUCAGUUAAUCCGAGUCUUAUCUAACGUGUUGUUUCUGUUGAGGCUCCCUUCUCACCCCAGAUUAGCAGAUUGCGCGGUAAUAAACAUGUUACCCAUCAACAGUCUUUUUUUCCCUAUGCAUGCUGAGAUAGGAUCACUUUGGAGUCAAUUUAUGAUAGACAAAGGUUUUAAAGAAGACAGCUCCAGUAAGAUCAGCCUUACUGGAUAUCACUUCAUAUCUAAGUGUCUGAGUGUUUUGUGUGUUUCUGUGUGAGUUGUGCAAGUGGUAUGUUGCCGUGUGCCAGACAGUCCAGUGUGAGGCUGUCUGGGGAUGAUAGAAUAACGCCGACCAAGACACUCUUUGGCCAAGAGCAGGUCCAGUCUAUGCAUGUGUGUGUGUUUACACCCACUAAACUGAUAUUGCUUAUAUUAUAGUGUUACUUAUCAACUCCCUUAAAACAUGGCGUGUGUUCACCAAGUGAACAUUUUCUUAUGUAGUGUGUCUUUUUGCAACGGUGAAGUCACAUUUUUGUAUUACUGAGGAUGGUUUAAUGGUUAACAUAUCGGGAUAAAAAUACUGAACUUGUUACAAUAAUCAGAGAAAAAGAAGAAAAUGAGAUUACUAAUGCAUUCAUGACCCUUCAGAGCAAGAUGAGAUCCUUUGCUUCCUUCUGUUGAGGUUUUGCUCAGUCCAUCUGGGUUUCAGUUUUAUGAUCCCAUCCUGGCUGUAGUACUGUAACAGAUUAUCCCUUGAAGUCAUGCUAAAGAAAUGUUUAAUCAUGUUUGAUGUCAUUGAUUUCCUCCAAGAUGCACUAAAUCAAGCAAUCUGAGAUUACUUUUUACAGAUUACUUUUAGUACCAGAUGAUCAGUCUCUUUUCAGAAAACUAACCUGGAAUUAUCUGAUCAGUUAUUUCUUUCUUUUUUUUUUGCAAUAUUCCAGCCCCUAAGUGUGCUGUUUUUCUUGGUUUUCCAUGUUUUGAACUGCUGGUUUGACAUCACAAACAUUGAAGAUGACAAACUGAAACUGGUUAUCUGUCACGAUUUUCCAGCUGUCAUUAACCAUUUUUAGAAAGACUCCAAUUCAUGAUGAAAAAAGAAAUGAUUGCAGCCUUAGUUGCUUAAAGAUCUCUCUCAACAGUAAACCUGAUACAGCAGCUUCAUAUUAGUUUGUAGUUUUGAUGCGGUGACUUCAUGGUUAAAAUCCCCUUUCCAUGGGGACUUCUUUCCCUGUGUAUUUAUACCAGAGUAUGUGUGCAUGUAUGCACAUUUGCAGGGCGUUUCUCUUAGGGUUAUGUGCAAGCAAAAUUAAAAAGUGCCCACGAUGACACAUUUCCCUCCUUAAAUACUGUACAUACGUUCAUGCAGUUUCAUGUAUCUGAGAACUCACGCAUCAACAUACAGCUGACCAGUGAGUCAACAGCAUGCUUAUCCACUAACCAAUAGAAAGAGAGAAUGGUGGGAGACGAAGCAGGUGGUUGAGGAAGUCAGCAUCUUGAGUUUCAAGAAGGGGGUUCCGUGUGUGUGUGUGUGUGUGUGUUUAAGAGGAGCACUCCUACCCUCUGCCCAAGUCUGCAGGCAGUGAUGCUAUUUCUGUCCCUCAAUCAAAUGUAUCACAUUACUGUUCCCCUUGCAAACAGAAGCAUGCGCGCACACACACACAUGCACACACAUAUUUUAUUGUCUCUUUUUUAAAUUUUUGUACAUUUUAUUUCUAAAUUUGGUUACAUAAAUAAAAUCGAUGUUUGUUUCACACAAAGUAAAAAUACAGACUUUUCUCUUAGAUUGUUUUCUGUUUCAUCAAAGAAAUAAAUCCUUUUGGCUUUUGGUUUAACAAUCCUAUAAAAGUUCAAAAGUUCAAGCAAUUAAUUUGACAGGAGUUUGCCUUUCCAAUUGAAGAUUUUCCCAUAACUCUGAGCAGUCCAUACAUUGACUUUCAAUCUGAAGAUUUCUUAUUUGAUUAAUCAACAUCAACUGUCAUUUGGCCUGCUCAUCUCUUGUCAUCUUCUGUGAGCAGUCCCUCUGUGGUAGAUCUUCCUCUCAUCACUUCCUCUGAGACAUACACCAGACAGCAGCAACAUUAUAACUACUGACAGGUGAAGAGUAUAUCAUGGAUUAUCACUUUACAAAGGCACCUGGCAACAAAUGGGAUAUGUUCAGCAGCAUAUAAUCAUUUGGUUUCUGUGGCUGAUGUGUUGGAAACAGAUAGGGACUUAGUUUAAGGAUGUGACUGACUUAGACAAAGGUCAGAUUGUGAUGUCCAGAUGUCUGGGUCAGAGAAUUUUUUAUCCUCAAUCGCAGAGGUCAGUACCGACCAAAAGUGUUCACAGGAAGGAAAAACCAGGGAACUGAUGACAGGGUCAUGGGCAGCCAAUGCUCGCUGAUAGGGGUGUGUCGAUACAACUUUUUGACUUCCAACACGAUACCAAUAUUGUAACCUUAAAUAUUGACUGAUACAUGCUGGAUCCGGGCGCUGCUAGAUGGAGGUGCCAGAGAGAAGUCUGGAAUAUACCGCUUGUACCUUAAUGCUGAUAUUGGAGAUUUUAGAUGCGGGCCAAUAUAAUCUGAUAUUCGUUUUUUUGCUGAUAUCAAACCGAUAUCCAAUAUCAAUAUUGUAUCGGGACAGCCCUACUUACUGAUGCAUGUGGGGAACAGAGAAUGGCCUGUGUGUUCAGAUACAACAGAAGAACUAACCUUUGAAUUGGUUCCAAUAGAAAAGGGUCAGAACACAUGGUCUAUCACAAUUUGUUAUGUAUGGGGCUGUGGAGCUGCAUGCUAGUCAGGGUGUUCAUGCUGCUGACCCCUGUCCACUGCUGAAAGUACCUACAAUGAGCAUCAAGGUUUGAUAAAAGAGCAACGGCAGAAAGUGGCAGAGCAUCACAACUCAGCCUCCAUAUUCCUCAGAUCUUAAUCCAAUCAAGCAUCUGUAGGAUGUGCUGGACAACCAAGCCUGAUAGGUGGAGUUUGUCCUUUCAACUUCCAGACUUUAAAGGAUCUGCAUUCUGUAUAGUGGCAUUAUUGUAUGGGGGUCUGCUCUAAAGUGCUCUAAAGUGUAUAGUUUCUCUAUUAUUUAGGGGCCAGUGUCUCUGUGCUUUUGCCCCAUGGCCCUAAUAAGGAUUGUGAUUGAGAGUCAGCGUAUUAUCCUUGAUUAAAUAGCUUUCAAAGUGAUUCACUGACACAGUGAUGUCAGAGCAGUGCCUGAUUAGUCAAUUGGUUUCAGCUGUGGGCCUGGCCUGAGGCUCACAGUUUGCCACAGCAACUUUAGCUGGUCGCCAUGACCAUAGACGCACUGAGGUCAAAACUUCCAGAGAAAGAGCGAUUUUCGGUGAGACCUCGGCUGUGGUCUCACAUUUGUGCCUAGUCUGACAAAACAGUAGCUCCUAUCAGGAGAAAAAAAAGACUGUGGUCAUCGUAAGGACUUCCUGAACGCUUUGAUGUGAUUGUAGUGUUUCUACAGUGAAUAAUUUGGACAUAUUUUGAAGUAAUAAACAGGAUUCCCUUAUGCUUCUCUCAGAGAAUCUUAGUGUCAGUGAGGCGCAGAGAGAGACAUUGCCUCACUUUGAGGCUCAGUGUUUAAAUGCUGUAAGUCUCUGCCUUGAUAAACACAGCACUAGAGACAAAACAAGUGUGUCUACAACUGUGGGAAAAAACGUGUGUGUAGAGUGUAAUUUGCUGCCAGGAAGAGCCUGAAAAGAGAAAAGUUUGAGACAAUAUAAUGCAACUUCUCUCACUCCAGCAGAUUAUGUCACCCUCUCUGGCACAAAAAUUCCACGCAAAACACACCCAUUAUAAUCUCUAAAUUUCUCCAAAAAUGAUUGUGGUCAUUGAACAGUGAAUGAUCAAAAACUACAAUACCUAUUGAAACAUGGAUUAACAUACCAAUAGACCAGACCCAUGUCUGCAUUUAAUAGUUUAAAUGGAGUCUCUAGGUGAAAUUAUGCCAAGUUGGUAGAUGUUUGAAAAAUUCCAAGAAUUGCUCUUUUUUUUUUACUUGUACCAUUGAUGUCAAUACAAAAUUUUUUGAGGUUUCACAUACAAAUCCCAAUCAAACUGCACGUUUUAAUAUAUAUAAUUUGUCCUACAACUCUACAAGCUGUAGAACUAGUAGUGAAUCAAAAUUUGUCCGGAAGAGGAAUAAGAUCCACAGACACUGACACAAUCCACAGACACUGGCCCCUACACUUUUGUAUAGGGGCCAGUGCCCAGGUGCGUUUUCCCCAUGGCCCUAAUUAAUCAAUUUAUGUGCACUGAUGCAAAAGUCAAGUGUAAAGUUUCAGUACAAAGAGAUACCAGACAAUACAGACCGGUGCUUAAGAUAUUGAUUGUACUGAAAAAUCCUUUUGUUCUUUGUCUGUCCAUCCAGGCUAAAAUUCCCGUCAGAUCUGGAUGAGCUGCGGGAGCUUGCUGAAAUGCUUAAGUUUUACAAAAGAGAACACCACGGCUACGUCCUGCUGCUGUUCUGCAGUGCCUACCUCUACAAGCAGUCCUUUGCCAUACCCGGAUCCUCCUUUCUGGUAAGUCAUACCAAUCAAUCAAUCAAUAAUCUGAAGCACUCAAGUUUUUUUCCAGAUUUGAAGUCUCCUGAUCAUUUAGAGGUUUGUAGCUGAACAAAAUGACUUCAGUCUUUAUUCUAUAUUUUAGUGGAAGCCUUUGAAUCACAGCCCUUUGACUAGUUCUUGUCAACACACACACCCCUGCAUUUUGGACCAGUUGAAGAAACCUAAAGGACUUUAUAGAGCAGCCUGAUAAUAGAGAGUUGCAAUAACCCAUCCUGGUGAUGAGAAAUUCAUGGAUUGCUUUUUUGUGUCAUUGUGAGGCAGGGGGUGCUUGAUUUUUAUCAUGUUGCUCAAGGCUGCUCUUGAAAUAUGUUUUAUGUAGUCAGUGCUGAUCAAAGAGAUUCUUCAAAUGCCUCACAGUGGUGCUGGAUGCCAGGAUCAUGCCAUGCAGUGAAGCUUUAUUAGAUAUCUCUCAUGGGUGUUUGUAGGGUCAAGCACAGUAACUUUGGGAGUUUCUUAAUUUAAGUCACAGAAAACUGCUGGUCAUCCAUCUUCCUUAAGGCAUGCUGAGUUAAGUGUUUUAUCAUGCCUUAUCAGGCUUCACACAUUAAUACAAUUAAAUUUUGACUUCAUUACAAUAAGGGCUGCUCGAUUUUUUUAUUCAGUGACAACUUCACCAAACUUCACUUUAAUAGUAAGUUUUUCUAUCAUCUCUCAAAACAAACCUACUGAAAAUGAUGUAGUGCAUAUGCCAAACCAGUAAGUGGCGCUGUAAUGCUGCCAAGGAAAUGAAUAAAAGACAGAAGAAGAGUUGCUUUGGCCGGACAUGUGCAGGUGCCAUAAAAUUCCACAAAUUCCACACGACUGACUUGCUCUUGCCCUAUUUAGCCACAAAAUUAUUGCCUAUUUUUGCAAACACCAUGUUUGUUAACACUGGUGUGUGUGGGAAGUAGGGAGCCUACAGUGCCCUGGAGGCACGAGACAUGAUAGAGAGGAAAACUGAUUUGAUUAUUUUAAGUUUUUUAACAUCGUCAUAAUCAAAUAAUCCGAUCACGAUUUGAAAUCGAUUUAUCAAGCAGCCCUAAUUAGCAUAAUAUAGACCGUUUCCUUUGUAGAUUACCUUAAAGUUAAUUUUGCAGCUGGACAAUCAAAGGAGGAAAAGUUUUUCAAGGCAAGAUCAAUUUGUGUAUGCUGAUGGUGUGAGAUUCAUUCUAUCACUGUAUACCUCUAGUAAUAAUGAUGAUGAUGAUGAUAAUAUAUUUUAAGUGUCAUGUUUGAAGGAAGUGUACAGACAUAAAUUGAAUACUAAGUUGUGAGCUUUAUAAUUCAUUACUAUGUGAUCAACUUUGGUUUAAAGCAGCUUAAAUACCAAUCCUGUACAUCCCUCAAAUAUACCAGAGGAGGAAACAGACUCUGUGCUCAAGAAAACUGUUCUGUUUGGCCUGAAUAAGUCAUUUUAAAAUGUAGCUGUCAGGUCAUGUUUUUUAAGUAUUUCUGUAUUUGAUGGUCUUCUCCUUCAGAACAUGUUGGCUGGUGCAAUAUUUGGACCUUGGGAGGGUCUGAUGUUGGCUUGCCUGCUUACCACUUCAGGCUCCACAUUCUGCUUCCUGCUCUCCUCAGCUUUUGGAAAGCAGCACGUGGUGCAAGUCUUUCCUGAAAAGGUGGCCCUGCUGCAGCGAAAGGUACUGUCAGCAUCAGUCUUCACACACUAAGAAUGUGUGCCUAUCGUAACAACAGGGUCCGUUAUGUCAUACAUACUUCAAGCAUGCUUUCUUAAAGAAUGUCUUUUCAUUUUGAGGACAAAUAUUGAUAUCAUCUUGUCAUCAAAUCUUUAACAUUUCACUCUACCAACCUCUUGACUCUAGCUACUAUUAAUACACCUAUUUAUCAGCUCACAGAAAUUCACAUAAAAACCCACACUUUACAGGAGACAAGCUGCAUGACAAAACAGGAACACUGUCUUGCUUUGUUACAGCUUUUGUCCUUUCCCCUGAUUUCUUUCACAUCUUUGUCUUUUCGAUAUUCCUCUUCUUUUGUCACCUUGUCAGGUGGAGGAAAAUCGUAGCAGUUUGUUCUUCUUCCUCCUCUUUCUACGUUUCUUCCCUAUGACUCCUAACUGGUUCCUUAACAUCACCUGUCCUGUCCUCAACAUCCCUAUGCCUAUUUUCUUCUCCUCUGUGUUCAUAGGUGAGACUACACAGGCACACAGAACCCACUUACACACACACACACACUGCAGUGACAACCAAAGACACUGAUCACUUAGCUGUUGCUCUCUUCGUAGGUUUGAUCCCCUAUAAUUUCAUCUGUGUCCGCACGGGCUCCAUCCUCUCAGAGAUCUCCUCCCUGGAUGAUAUCUUCUCCUGGGGGACACUGGCACAGCUACUUGCCAUUGCUCUCAUGGCUCUAGUUCCCGGGGCGCUGAUCAAACACUACAGUAAAGGACACCUUAAAGUGGACGGCAUGGACAGUAAUGGACCCAGUCAAGAUGAUAUCAAGCAGGACCGGAAAAGACGAUGA